Mytilus californianus (California mussel) is the source of this 1816-nucleotide messenger RNA. Its product is annotated as tyramine beta-hydroxylase-like. Gene Ontology annotation, molecular function: copper ion binding; dopamine beta-monooxygenase activity. The record is from RefSeq and is a predicted model, not a curated record. Bases 24 to 1748 code for a protein of 574 amino acids. The transcript has 9 exons. NCBI's taxonomy places the organism in Eukaryota, Metazoa, Mollusca, Bivalvia, Mytilida, Mytilidae.
AGGAAUACAAGAAGACUACUAUAAUGAGGAUUGGGACAUUACUCAAAACUCUUGUCUGUGUCGGCAGUGUAACAGCCUACCCUAACUUUAAAGAUAUCCUUCCGAAUGGAAACGAAGUACCACAUCCAUGUAAAGCUAACUACGUGUGGCAUGGUGUAGGCCACAACAAACCACUUGGAGGUGGAAGUAGAAACCAGUUUGGUUUGGAUUUUAAAGCAGCGGGAUUGUCAUGGACACCUGAAUUAUGUAGAAAAGAUUCUGAUGGAGACGGAAGAACAAAUGGCGAAGAACUUGGAGAUCCUGAUUGUGUCUGGAAACAAGGGAAUUUACCAUCACGUUUAACAGAUAUAACACACCCAGGAGUGUGCACGUUAUCAGAUGGGUCUAUCUGUAAUGCUGACAAGGGAUGGAUAGAUUGUCAAGUGGAAGAUGGACUGAAAAACUGCAAUGUUAUGAAAGAACCAGAGACAUUGAAUACAACCAUUCGCUUUCCUCAGACGGCAGUGCCAGCUGAAGAAACAACGUAUUCCUGUAUGAUCUUCAAUCUUCCUUCUGACCAAGAUUAUCAUCUGGUGGCAUAUGAACCUUACAUAGAUAAUGAGAUGGUCAUGCAUCAUUUAUUAGUUUACGGAUGUGAUCCGAAUGAGGCCCCAGUGCCAGACGAACAGCUCAAUACAGUUACAAAAUGUGACAUGGGAGCAGGUGGUAGCUGUAAUAAACUCAUCGGAUUAUGGGCGGUUGGAUUUUCUGGAUAUUGCAUAGAUGGACCAAUGGGAUUCCGUUUUGGUCAAAGUGGAUUCAAACAGGCCGCGUUAGAGUUUCACUGGAACAAUCCACAGUUAAUAGCGGAUUGGAAAGAUUCAUCGGGAGUUACUCUUUAUUAUACUCCGAAACUUCGAGCAAAUGAUGCUGCCAUAUUGCAGACUGGUCAGUCAUAUAUUGAAAUUCCACCUGGACAGCAGAGUUACACAGUAGUUGGAAAAUGCUAUUCAGAAUGUUCAAGGAAACUAAUACAAGAACCAAUUAACAUAUUUUGGGCUAUAAACCAUAUGCAUUAUUUAGGACAUGAAAUGAGUAUUCAGGUAUACAGAGACGGUGUGUUUUAUACAGAACUUACAAAUGAUGCUAUUUAUAACUAUGACAGUCCUGUAGAGAACAAGUACUUAACUGCAAUUCAAGUGCUUCCAGGAGACGAAAUUGUAACGACAUGCAAGUUCAAAUCCCUCUCAAGGCCAAAGACAACGUUUUAUGGUGAUGCUACAAGUGACGAGAUGUGUUUCGGAUUCAUGGCUUUUUACCCUGCUGCAAACAUGCCAUUCUCUACGUGCAUAGCAUGGAAAGAUAUCUCAGCAUGUAAUCUGUGGCUUCAACAAGAACAUAAUAAUUGCAAAUGGUCUGAUUUUAUAUUUGUCAAUGUAAAUGAAACAAAGCGUGUAAAGGAUGAAGUAAUGACAAAUUGUAAACCGUUCGGUAAUUGUUUAUCUGAAUGCAAAGCGACACUUCAGGUCCUUUUUGCAGAGCAUCCAUGCAUGAAAGGUGACGUAUACGAAUUGAUCAAACAAAUGGCUAUGCAGUGGAACAAUACGGAAAUGCUGAGAUUCAUUGUAGCAGUUGAUUCAUGUAAAGCUGAAAUGGCUGCCGAUUUGUACCUUCAAAACCUUCAAAAUAACAAAACUAAUGGAUCUUACCGUUUGGAUGGUAUCAGUUCCCUACUGGUAUCUAUGAUUGUUUAUAUGAUGAUGAAUUAAUUAUUCUUCACUGUUUGUAGUCUAAAAUCAAAAAUUAAAAUAAGAGGUAAAAUGUAGGCCAAAUUGAA